Molecule: messenger RNA, 1740 nt
Organism: Botrytis deweyae
Lineage: Eukaryota; Fungi; Ascomycota; Leotiomycetes; Helotiales; Sclerotiniaceae
Exons: 4
Coding region: 1-1740 (579 amino acids)
Source: RefSeq, a predicted model, not a curated record
AUGAGCCUUGAUCCAGUAUUACAUCGAUUUGUCGAUGCCUCAUCAAUUGGCGUUAUGCACUUGCAGCCUUAUGGAAACCAGCAUGUACAGCCGACACCUCGGCCACUACCACCUAAAGUCGAGACAAUGAAGUUCUGGGAUAAGAUUUUCCCUUCAGCUAUGAAAUUCCUAAGAGCUUGUGAAGAGCCGUACGAUCACAGGAAAUCUGAAUUUGAAAUCCGAACCUCUCAAACGUGGGCAGAAAUCUGUCGUCGUCUGGGAAAUGCAAGAGAAAUCUAUGAGCAUCGAGUCGCAGCAAACAAGGCUGAAAAGUUGAUCAACAAGGCAAGAAUAGGAUUGAGAACAGGCAUGGACAAAGGUGCUGGUCCGCUUAAGCAGGCAGCUCAAUUUGUUCCAGAUAUAGACAUUGCCAGUCCGAUUAUUGGGGCAGUCAAAGUGCUUUUCGGUGCAUACCAAAAUGCAAUGAAAGUCCGUGAAGUAAUCAAUGAUGGUUUCGACGAUCUUUCCACUGGCAUAGCGUUUAUCGACAUCGACUUUUACGUCACCCAAUUUCCAAAUGACCCAAACAUUAUCAAGGCAUCUGAGGAUUUAGUCCUUGCCAUAUUCAAGGCCGUUGAGCACGCAAUUGGAUUUUAUAUAGGACAUCAGAUUAAGAGAGCUAUGUCGGCCGUAUUUGGAGGUGACAGUUAUCAAGAACGUUUGAAAAAUAGUCUCAGUGAUAUAAAAAGUUGUAGCCGAUUGCUCAAAUGCGAAGGAGAGAAAUCCGAGUUCCAUUAUAACAGCGAAUCUCGCCGACAAGACAGACAAGAAUCGGCGACAAUGUCAUAUCAAUUAAAUGCGACAAACCAGUUCCUUUAUUUGUUGUUCGAAAGUGAAAGACGGCAUUAUCAAUCACUCGCCGAACAAAUAUACACUAUCUCGAGAGCACCAAGCCCACAACCUGUGAUUCAAGCUAUAUAUACCCCCAAACAUAUCUGGAAAAUGCUUCGCAUUCCCAAACUAGACGAUGUUGAUAUAUCGCAUAAUAUGAGUCGAGCAGCAAGCUUUCUACCUGAGGACAAUGGUCGCGCAGAGCAGCUUGUCGGUACGACACAAUUUCAAACAUGGAUUUUAGAUCACAGAAUGAACAAGUUACUAGUCCACGGUGACUUUGGCAUUAAUAAACCCGAAUCACCAUUCUCGGUGCUCUGCGCCAAGCUUAUGCAAGCGUUGCGUUCUCAGUCUGGUUUUAUCAGUCUUGUGUUCUUCUGUGGAUGCCAUCGAGCACCACGUGAUCACCACUCAGGGCCACUGAAUAUGAUUCGAAGUCUUGUUGCGCAGGUUCUAGAACAAUUUACGCAGAUUCCUGAUACGCUCGUGAAUGAUGUGAAUCUUGCCAGCGUGGACGCUGGAGAAAUCCAACAUUUGUGUACACUAUUCGUGUGUCUUGUCAGACAGCUUCCUGCGACGACCACAAUCGUCUGUAUGAUUGACGGCAUACAAUUCUAUGAGCAAGAUCAGUAUGAGAAUGAUAUGGAGGUGGUGCUAGUUUGUCUACUUAGUUUAGCUGACAAUGAGGACCCGAGCAUAAGCGUCAGGUUCAAAAUACUCUUAACAAGUCCUAGGCCAACAACACGAGUGCGAAGGCGUUUUCAGAUCGGUAUUUCAUUGUUAAAUAUGGCCUCUGUCACGUCUAAUGAGCAAGGUCCAAGUCAGGCACGGCUUGAGCGUCAACUGGCGAGUUCCGGUUUUUCAAGAUAA